Molecule: messenger RNA, 2457 nt
Organism: Penicillium olsonii
Lineage: Eukaryota; Fungi; Ascomycota; Eurotiomycetes; Eurotiales; Aspergillaceae
Source: the annotation of a GenBank genome assembly
AUGGCCGCCCAGUCAACCCUUCGAGAGGAUCCCCUCUUGACCCUAUAUCGUCACUACUCCGAUCUCGUGCGCUCAAAACUCCGCCAUUCCUCCAAGACAACCCGCCUGGCAGCAACGGUCGCACUUCUGCUCUCCAUCAUCACCUCGGGGUAUGGGGGGUACAGGUGGUUCCGGGGGCGGGUCAAGGAGCGAGCCCAGGGCCGCCGGCUACUGCGGCGCAAUUCCGGGAUCCGGGGUAAGGACGGAUCCCGCACCAUUUAUGUACCAUACAAGGACUCUUUAACCUCAAAGGUCCGCAUUCAUCCAACCAAACCGACGACCUUUGACGCCCAUCGACGCCUAUUCCUGAACCCCCCUGCCUCGGCGCGCGGCAAGCAUGACGGGUCAUCGAGCCAAAUCCCUCCGCCCGCCACCAAGCCCGGUCUCAAUCUGGCAUUCUUACAUCAGUUCUUGAGCUUGGGCAGUAUCAUGGUCCCCCGAUGGGGGAGCAAGGAGACGGGCUUGCUGAUGAGCCACGGCCUCUUCCUCUUGGUGCGGACAUACCUCUCCCUGCUGAUUGCGCGCCUUGAUGGUGAGAUUGUGAGGGAUCUGGUCGCCGGCAAAGGCAAGGCUUUCCUCUGGGGAAUCCUGAAGUGGUGCGGAAUUGGAACGCUUGCAUCGUACACAAAUGCAAUGAUCAAAUUCCUCCAGUCGAAGGUGUCCAUCGCCUUCCGGACCCGGUUGACGAGGUAUAUUCAUGACUUAUACCUCACCGACAACAAUAACUAUUACAAGCUGAUGAACUUGGACGGCGGAAUUGGCCAAGGCCCCGACCAAUUCAUCACGCAAGAUCUCACACUUUUCUGCACGGCUGCCGCAUCGCUGUACUCCUCAAUGGGCAAGCCGUUGGUAGAUUUGUUUGUUUUCAACUAUCAGCUUUAUCGCUCUCUUGGUCCACUUGCUUUGAGCGGUAUCCUUGCUGGAUAUUUCAGCACUGCCGUUGUACUGCGCAAACUGUCACCACCAUUUGGAAAGCUCAAGGCAGUCGAGGGCAAGAAGGAAGGAGACUUCCGUGGCUUGCACUCUCGACUUCUCGCCAAUGCGGAAGAGAUCUCUUUCUACGGCGGAGCUGACACCGAGCGGAUCUUCUUGGUCAGGAGCUUCAAGGACCUGCAGCGAUGGAUGGAGGGCAUCUAUAGCCUCAAGAUCCGCUACAACAUGCUUGAAGAUAUGAUCUUGAAGUAUUCCUGGUCUGCAUUUGGCUAUCUUGUCACUUCAUUGCCCAUCUUCCUCCCUGCUUGGGGUGGAUCGGGUGGUAAAAUGGAACUGGCUGACGCACCCGAAGGGAUGGGCCGUGAGCGUGGCCGCAUGAAGGAGUUCAUCACGAACAAACGCCUCAUGCUUUCCCUUGCCGAUGCCGGAGGACGCAUGAUGUACAGUAUCAAGGAUAUCUCGGAACUCGCCGGCUACACCUCUCGCGUCUACGGCCUCAUUGCCACCCUGCACCGUGUCCACGCGGACGCCUACUACACCCCACCGGGUGCUCACCCCGAAUUCUACUCUCUGGCCGAUUCCCAGGGUACCACCCACAAUGGCUUCGAUGGAGUCCGCCUGGAGCAGGUCCCUAUUGUUGCCCCAUCACUCUACCCGAUGGGAGGCGACGAGCUCAUCGAGUCCUUGUCAUUCAUCGUCCACUCAGGCGACCACCUUCUCAUCUCCGGACCCAACGGUGUUGGUAAGUCUGCGAUUCCACGCAUCGUGGCCGGGCUCUGGCCCGUCUACCGCGGACUUGUCAGCCGACCUCGAGGAUUUGGCCUUGACGGCAUCAUGUUCCUUCCGCAGCGGCCAUACCUCAGCGUCGGCACUCUUCGUGACCAGGUCAUCUACCCGCACACGGAGAUCGACAUGCGCGAAGCCGGUGAGUCAGACGCAGCACUGCAAAAGAUUCUGGACGAUGCGCAUCUUGGGUACCUGCCAGAGCGUGAGGGUGGCUGGGACGCUCGCAAGGAGUGGAAAGAUGUCCUCAGCGGCGGUGAGAAGCAGCGCAUGGGCAUGGCCCGGCUCUUCUAUCACGAGCCGCGCUAUGCGUUCAUGGAUGAGGGUACCUCUGCCGUUUCAUCGGACGUCGAGGGCCUUCUGUAUGAUAAGGCCAAGGAACGUGGAAUCACACUCAUCACCAUCUCGACGCGGGCGUCCUUGAAGAAGUAUCAUACCUUCAAUCUCACUCUGGGCCUUGGCGCUGAAGGCGAGGUCUGGGAGUUUGAGAGAAUCGGCACCGAGAAAGAGAAGCUGGGCGUUGAGCGGGAGCUGCAGGAGCUGCGAAAGCGGCUAGACAACGUAGAUGAGUGGAAGAAGCGCCGUGAAGAGAUUGAUGCCGAGCUUCAGAAGGUCUGGGCAAAUGGUGCUGAAGUUCCUCCCCCGCCUUACCAGGUAGAGGAGUGUUCUGGCUCCGAGGAACUCGUUGGUGGCGCAGAAUGA